Molecule: messenger RNA, 587 nt
Organism: Mya arenaria
Lineage: Eukaryota; Metazoa; Mollusca; Bivalvia; Myida; Myidae
Product: U-scoloptoxin(05)-Cw1a-like
Exons: 3
Coding region: 92-544 (150 amino acids)
Source: RefSeq, a predicted model, not a curated record
CUUUCCGAAUGAUGACUCUAAAUAAAUAUUAAACGGAUGUAAAUUAGGUUCGUAGAACCGUGUACCAGUGUCGAAUGUAGGAAGGAUAACUAUGGAUCAAUUUCUGUUAUUUUGUACGAUUUUAUUUGGAACUUUUCAGUUGGCAGACGCAGAACCGUUUGCCUGCUAUUCUUGCACUUACACGUUAUCAUCCGAUCCCAGGGUGGACUAUGAGUGUGUCAAUGCGACUCAGUGGCCCCAUACUUUGAAAUGCGAGAGGCCGAGGUCCUGCUACACGAAGGCUUUGUUUAAUCAAGAUAUGAGCCAUGUCCGAUCCGUUCUGAGAACGUGCCAAGCCCCAGCACUAUGCUCCGGCGACAACUGCUGCGUAAAAGACGGGCCAUAUCCCACAUGUGAACACAAGUGUACCACGGACAGAUGUAAUUCUAUCAACGUGGAGUCAUGGUUUGACAGUGGGCUGAGCUCUGCUCCUGCUGUUUUGUAUGACAGUAUGAACUAUAUGUAUAUAAAUGUGUUGCUCUUAGUUCUGAUGAAAAGGUUUUGAUGGAAAAAUGAAACUGGACUUAUGAGAAUAAAAAAAAAACGUU